UUUACUAAAAAUAUGAUCGUAUUAUACUUAACAUUUGUCUUUCUUGCUUGCGUAAUUGGGGAAUCACCAGAUUUACACACUUCUUUUAUUAGCAAAUCAUUUGGUAUUUACAAUGAUCCCAAACAGCAGACCAACUGCCAUAUAAUUUGUUGUGAGUCAUACAAACGUACACAAAAAACACAAGUAGAAGACAAAGUUGGCAAUGCUACUGACACAAAAGGAUUUCUGGAUAACGAUAUAAAUUUAGAUUCUAUGAGAGAUGUCGUGUCAACAAUAUGUAAACGACGUCGGAUUGGUUAUCAUAAUCAUGAUAUGUUUUCUCCGGCUCCCAUUGAUAUGUCUUUGAAACAUAAAAUGGAUAUCCAAGAUACUGGAAAACCAUGUAAUAAAGGCAAAGGAACGUAUAUUAAAAUUGGAUGGAAAAAUGUACCAUGGGCAAUGAUUUUAUCAUGUUUUUAUAAAGCAGAAUUAAAAGGGGUAACAACCACGAGAACUUUUUGGUCGCGACAUCACAUAAGAAUUUAUCCUAACCGUGAAACAUCAUCUUACCGUUAUUUUAAAGUAAAAUUUUUCGAAAACUUAGGAGUCAUAUCUGCAUACAAAAACUCUGGAUAUGAUCGCGGUCAUUUAGCACCGAAAGCUGAUUUUGGUAUAAAAGUCGAAAAAGAUAUGACUCACUUUUAUGUAAACGCAGCUCCUCAAUGGUCUGAUCUAAAUCAAGGAGAAUGGAGAGUAAUAGAAUCAGAAGUAAGAAAGCAUGCACAACAUGAUUGGAUCAUCUACACAGGAACAUUAGGUAAACUAGGAGUAUUGAAAAGUAGACCAAAGAAACAACUAGAAGUAAUUAUACCAAAAUAUUUUUUUAAAAUUGUUAUACAACCUAAUUCUAUAUUACCCUCAUCCUUGGUUUUUAUUGGUAAAAAUGAUAUUUUCAAAAAAGGUAAAAUAGAUCAUGAACUAUACAUCCGUUGCAUUAAAAGCUGUGACAUAAAUACAUAUUUUAAAAAUAAAAAGUUUCUCUUCUCUUUUUGCUGCAAGACUUCCAUAUUUUUACCAAUUGCAACCAGGUUUGGUGUACAUAUAGAAGAAUCAGAUAAUAAAGCGUAUACUUUAAUGAAAUGGUAAUUAAAAAUUCUGUAAAUAUUGAUGAAAUAAA
Messenger RNA from Tribolium madens (black flour beetle), 1156 nucleotides. RefSeq lists its product as uncharacterized. NCBI's taxonomy places the organism in Eukaryota, Metazoa, Arthropoda, Insecta, Coleoptera, Tenebrionidae. Gene Ontology annotation, biological process: apoptotic DNA fragmentation. Gene Ontology annotation, cellular component: nucleus; mitochondrial inner membrane. Gene Ontology annotation, molecular function: single-stranded DNA endonuclease activity; nucleic acid binding; RNA endonuclease activity. Bases 13 to 1125 code for a protein of 370 amino acids. The record is from RefSeq and is a predicted model, not a curated record. The transcript has 3 exons.